Messenger RNA from Hippocampus zosterae (dwarf seahorse), 2837 nucleotides. It is a transcript of the gene fes, whose product is annotated as FES proto-oncogene, tyrosine kinase. Gene Ontology annotation, biological process: chemotaxis; cell adhesion; peptidyl-tyrosine phosphorylation. Bases 168 to 2783 code for a protein of 871 amino acids. The record is from RefSeq and is a predicted model, not a curated record. Gene Ontology annotation, molecular function: non-membrane spanning protein tyrosine kinase activity; ATP binding. NCBI's taxonomy places the organism in Eukaryota, Metazoa, Chordata, Actinopteri, Syngnathiformes, Syngnathidae. The transcript is spliced from 17 exons.
UGCCAUUACGUGUUAGUAUGAAGCUAAACAUACUUGCUCACUGAAGCUGAAGCAAUGUAGUGUUCCUGAAGUAAAAGUGAAAUGAGUCUUGCAAGCAAAACUCCUGCCGAAUGAGGAAGUGCUACUUCACAUUAACAAGAAGCAGGGAAGUAACCUAUCUUUGACAAAUGCAGCUGCUGCAACAGCACACCACUUUGUUUCUGUCUCACUUGCAGGGAGAAUACAAAGCUGUUGUCGGGACACAAUUCGAGUUAAAAAAAAUUCUCCAAAUGGGAUUCGGGAAGGAUUUGCGAGGACCUCAGGCCCAUGCAGCUGUGCUGAGGCUGCUAGACUCUGAGCUUCACAUGAUGGAGGUCAUGAAGAAAUGGAUGAGCCAGAGGGCCAAGAGUGACAGGGAGUUUGCGGUACAGCUGCAUCACAUGGCCGUCAUGGUGGACAAGCAGGAGCGGCCUCAGCCUGAAGCUGGAAUGGACCACAUCAGCCAGAUCAACAAGUCUUGGGUGGCUCUGGUGUCUCAGACAGACCUUCUGAGCCAGCUGAUGAGGAGGUGUUCUGAAGAGCUGCUAAACGGACCCGUCAGCAAAUUGACGGUGCUCAUCCGAGACAAACAGCAGCUCCGCAAAAACUUCACAGAGCAGUGGAGCCUCCUGAGGCAGGAGCUCAGCAAGGCCACUGAAACAGAUCUAGACAGGCUGAAGUGCAGCUACAGACAGGCGGCAAGAGACGCUGCUCAGGCAAAGAGGAAGUUCCAGGAUGCCAGUAAAGAUAGGGAGCGUGACAGAGCAAAGGAGCGAUGCGUCAAGGCCACGAUGAAACUGCACCAAGUGCACAAUGAAUAUGUGCUGUCGGUGCGUGCCGCUCAAGUCUACCAGCAGCAGCACCACGCUCACAUCCAGCCGGAUCUGCUGAAUGCACUGCAAGCUCUGCAGCAGGAGAUGGUGCUCAUCAUAAAGGAGAUCCUGCAGGAAUAUUUUGACAUUUCCUCCUUGCUUCAUGGAGAAGUGGUACACAUCCACCGGGAAAUGUCCACCGCCAUUACAUCCAUCGAUCCUCUCACAGAGUACGAGAGCUUCAUCCAACAGAACAGUUCUACCGGGGAGGUACCUGUUUGUGCGGAAUUCGACUGCAGUCUUUUAGAGAACACGGAGAAUUUAAAUCCUCACCAAGUCCAGUUAAACGACUUGACCCUGGAGACCAUCCAGCACAAGCAGACGACAGUGGAGGAGGAGCUGCUGGAGCUGAGCCGUUCACUGAGCUGCCAGCAGGUUUCGGUGGAACAGUUGGAGCUGGAGUUGGAAGUGGAGAGAGGAGUGGUCGGGAAGGGCCAGAGAGUGUACCAGCUGAGCAAGAGACAAGCUCUGGAGGAGUUUCGGCAGCAGGUAGCGCUGUCUCAAGGCAGGAGGGCCAAGCUGGAGAUCCAGAGGUUGAUUCUGAAGACAGCGUUGGAGCAGCUGGGCUCCCAAGAACCUCCUCCUGCUCUGCAGCUGGACAAAGACACACUUUCCAUUUCAUCCAAUACCAGCAACGUAACAAACGCUACCAAAAACGUGCUUGGCAGAGCCAAACAUGACAGCUUCCCUUGCCAAGCAUCUCCAUUAAUUUUCCUCAAAAUCAUGCCACCUGUUUCCAAUUUUCUCUUCUCCUCUGUGUUCCAGCUACAUGAGGUGGAUCGUCCUCUGGAGCAGCAGGACUGGUACCACGGAGCUGUUUCGAGGCCGGAGGUUCAGCAGCUGCUGCAGUGUGAUGGAGAUUUCUUGGUGAGGAAGAGUCAAGAAAAACAAGGUUAUGUGCUCUCUGUCCACUGGGAUGGCUCCUGCAAGCAUUUCCUCAUUCAGAGCCUAAACAAUGAGUACCGCCUGGAUGGGGAGAGCUUCAGCAGCAUCCCUCAUAUGAUCCAUCAUAUGCUCUCCUCCCGACAGCAUAUCACUCGCAAGUGUGAUAUAGAGCUGAGGAAACCUGUUCUCAAGGACAAAUGGGUCCUGGAACAUGACGGUGUUAUAUUAGGAAACAUCAUCGGGCGGGGUAACUUUGGGGAGGUGUACAGGGGGACUCUGUGUUGCGAUAACACCCUUGUGGCAGUAAAGACUUGUAAAGAGAACCUGGCACCGGAACACAAGAAUAAAUUCCUGAUGGAGGCCAGGAUCCUGAAGCAGUACGACCAUCCCAACAUUGUGAAACUGAUCGGUGUGUGCACUCAGAAACAUCCCAUCUAUAUUGUAAUGGAGCUUGUCAAAGGUGGAGAUUUCUUGUCCUUCUUGCGUCUGGACGGUUCAAGUCUGUCCCAUAAGAUGCUAAUCAGAAUGACAGAAAAUGUUGCGGCCGGCAUGGAGUACCUGGAGAGAAGGAAGUGCAUUCACAGAGAUCUGGCGGCCCGAAACUGUCUAGUGACGGAGCAGCGCGUCGUCAAGAUCAGUGAUUUUGGGAUGUCGCGGCAGCAGGAUGAUGGCGUCUAUUCAGCGGUGGGCAGUCUCAGACAGAUUCCAAUCAAAUGGACGGCUCCCGAAGCACUCAACUACGGUCGUUAUACCACCGAGAGUGACGUCUGGAGUUUUGGUGUGCUGCUGUGGGAGGUUUUCUCCAUGGGAAUGAUCCCUUACACCAGCAUGAGCAACCAGCAGGCCAGAGAGCAAGUGGAGAAAGGCUAUCGUAUGCCGGCUCCACACGACUGCCCGCCGGAAGUGUCCACGCUUAUGAGCAGCUGCUGGCAGCAUGAACCCAAAAAUAGACCAUCUUUUCAAACACUUAGGGCGGAUCUAAUUGACAUCUUGAAGAAUAAGACAUAAUACAAACCUUAUUUGCUUGUGUGUGUGAAGUUGAAAAAAAAAAAAAAACAGACA